Molecule: messenger RNA, 1679 nt
Organism: Anolis carolinensis (green anole)
Lineage: Eukaryota; Metazoa; Chordata; Lepidosauria; Squamata; Anolidae
Exons: 3
Coding region: 103-672 (189 amino acids)
Source: RefSeq, a predicted model, not a curated record
CGCACAAAGGCUCCUCCCUCCCCCUCCCCCUCCCUUUCGGACGCCGCGCCCUCCCUCCCUCGCUGCCCCUCCCCCGCCGCUUCCGGCCUCCUCUCCGAAGGCAUGCGCCCCCCCCACCGGCCCCCCCUCCCCCUCCGGAGCAGCCAGACCCCCCCUCCCCCCCAAAUGCGCAGUGACCCCCGCCCGGGAGGCAGCGUGUGGGUGCCGGUCCCCCCGCCCCCCCUCCGGUCCCCUUCCCGUCCCCGCGGGGGCGCGCUUGCCGUCCUUCCCGGCGCGGCGGUGACCGGCAUCUCCGUCGCUGGUCUCCCUGGCAACAGAGGCGGCGUUGCCAGGUCAGUCGAGCGGACGGCGGGAAGGCGGGUGACCAUAAGCCCCCCCGCGCCUGAACACGCGCCUCCGGGACACGCCUCGUGGAAGCCUCGAGUUGGGGGGUCCUGGUGGGCCACCCAGUCCAACCCCACUCAGCCAAGAAGCAGGAAGAUCGCCUUCAAAGCACCCCAACAGAUGGCCAUCCAGCCUCUGCUUCAAAGCCUCCGGAGAAGGAGCCUCCACCACACUCCCUCCGGGGCAGAGAGUUCCACUGCUGAACAGCAAUCUCUCUCACACACAGUCAGGAAGUUCUUCCUGAUGUUCAGGCUCAACGUGCCCAGCGCUUUCAGCCACUCCUCAUAGGGCUUGUUCUCCAGAGCCUUGACCCUUUGAGUCUCCCUCCUCUGGACACAUUCGAGCUGAGAGUCAACAUCUCCCUUCAGUUGCAGUGUCCAGAGUGGGACUCGGUGGGAUUCCAGGCGUGGUCUGACCAAGGCGGAAGAGAAGAGAGGGAGCCGGACUUCCAUCCCUGGAUCCAGGCACCAGGCUCCUCUUGAGGCAGGACAGGAUCCCGUUGGCUUUUUGAGCUGCCAAUCACAGCUGGAGGACAGGCCUGGCACCAAAGGGAAGAGGGGAGUCCGUGGGGUGACCACCACUGGAUCACAGUCGGGACUGAGGGGGAGGCGGCUUGGUCCCUCUUGCCCUUGGCCCUUUUGGCCACCCCACUCCGGCCCUCUUCCACCCAGUCCAUCUCCAGCUUCCACCCAGCUGGACACAGGGCUAUUAUUCCAGGCAAAGAGGCCAGAGCAAAGCAGAAGAAAGGGCACCUUGGCACUCCUUAGGAGACCCUAGAUUCCUAUGGAUGCACCCAGAAUGGCCUUGGCUCCUUUAGCUGCCGCAUCACACUCCUGGCUCACAUUCAGCAUGUGGCUAAACCGCUAGCUGCAGAACAAUUCUGCCAAUUGAUAGGCCGGGUGAGCACCUGCCAUUAGCCCCAGCUCCCUGUCCACCUAGCAGAUCGAAAGCAGUAAUGAGAGCAGAUAAAUACAUACCGCUUUUAGCAGGGGGGUAAUAAAAAGGCACCCUUAAGGACAUCAGUCAGGAGGACAUCUAAGGAAGACAAAGCUCCUCGGCAUGGAAAAUGGAGUGACAGCACACACACACACACACAUACCCAUGGCUGGAGUCAAGCACAGCCUCCAAGAUGCUGGAAAUAAGAUGGGAAACGCCUUUACCUCUGUUUGUGUAUUGUCUGUCCUUGUUAAUUGUAUAAUGGCAUUGAAUGCUUGCCGUAUGUGUGUUCUGUAGUUCGCCCUGAGUUCCCUCAGGGAGAUAGAGGGGAAUAUAAAUAAAGUAUAUUAUUAUUAUUA